ACAGGCGGCAGUGUCAUGCUCUGUGAACUGGCAGCGAAGAAAAGCGUACAUGACGUCACACGGAAGUACACAACCAACACACGAAGCUUUCAAAUCGCAGUGUUCUUUCCAAAUCGUGGAUGUUUUGGAGCGUAUUUUUUGACAUCUCAUCAACUAUGGCUCGGAUCAGAUCGUCCAGGAUUCUCUCUAGGGACAACCCUGCUGAUAGCGCUCAUCUUGAUGGUGUACGCUGCAGGUCCCCAAGCCAGUCUCAGUUUAGGUCCAGGUGGAGAAUUUCCACGUUUCAGAGACGUGUUCCUGUACGCCCUCAAUCAUGAUGAUUCGCCCGCCUUGCUUGUCAGCGUUGUGUUGCUGCUGCUGUUGGGGCCACGUCAGGAGCGUCACUGGGGCACAGUCGCCUACCUAGCCCUUUCCGUUCUGACAAUGACUGUAUUACCUCUUAUUUACACGUUGGUCAUCUUUGUCUUCAGUCUCGAGGCCAGCCGAUUCUGUGGCUAUGCUGCCAUUCAUCUGGCCUUGUUAACAGCCCAGUGCCGUCACGUAUCAAAUAGGCGACUACAAGGCUGUUUGCCAGUUUGGAUUCUGCCCUGGUUGCUGCUGCUGCUUUUUCUGAUCAUGCUACCUGGCUCACCUGCCCUGCUUCAUUUCUGCGCCAUAUGCAUCGGUCAUAAUUAUAAUCACAGCUUCAUUGAAAUGCUGCAGGAGCUGGAGAAAGCCAAUUUCCUGACCUUCAUUCCCUCUUCAGCGUAUAUUCCCACAUUGUGCAGACUAAGAUUGCCAACCUACAGCUCCUCGCAGAUGUCGCAAUCUCAAUUUAUGCAUGACAGUCAUGCACCCCCUUCCAUGAGGGACCUCUUAACAUUGAACCACCAUCCGUGGGAGGAGCCACUGUCUGUCUGGAGGCCAGAGUCCGAAGCAGAAGUUUUGGAAGAACACAUGCUGAGGGCCGGAAUACUUGCCUCCUUACAGAAUGCCCCAGAGGAAGUGGAUCAAAAAGUAGAAGUGCCAAAAUCAUCUGUUUCUGCACUGAGACUCCAGCAGCUGGAGAAGAUGGGCUUCCCCACAGAAAAAGCAGUAGUGGCACUUGCAGCCUCAAAACAACUAGAUGACGUGAUUUCCUUACUCGUAGAUGACAGCAUUGGAGAGCAGGCUGUGGUCAUUGCAAAGGGGAAAAAGACCACCCCACCCAAAGGCCCCUAGAUGACUAAAGACUGACAUGAAACCUGGAAAAACUGUUGGCCUUUAUACUCCAAACCGGACUGUUACUUAGAUUUUUGCAGAACUUGAACAUUACAUUUGUAUUUGUUGUGAAAUAAAUUCAUACUAAACAUGA
This is a messenger RNA of Syngnathus typhle (broad-nosed pipefish), 1333 nucleotides long. It is a transcript of the gene rhbdd3, whose product is annotated as rhomboid domain containing 3. Lineage: Eukaryota; Metazoa; Chordata; Actinopteri; Syngnathiformes; Syngnathidae. Gene Ontology annotation, molecular function: serine-type endopeptidase activity. The record is from RefSeq and is a predicted model, not a curated record. The transcript is spliced from 6 exons. The coding region runs from base 16 to 1200 and encodes 394 amino acids. Gene Ontology annotation, cellular component: membrane.